UCAAACCAGCUGGGCAGAAAAGUUCUGGCGAGCUUUUUGGCAGCAAAGCUGCAGCCGUUUCACUGAGAAAACUUGUAGUUUAACUGAUUAUUUUUUAGCGAAAUUCGUUCGAGCUAACGCAAAACAUAAACAAGUCCGCUGCUUGCUUCCCAAUCGCAGUGCGAAUGUAAAUGAGUAUUUCGAGUAUUUCGUGCCGUUGUGUUAUGCUGAAGUGCAAAAAAGCGCCAUAAAUAAUAAUAAUAAUAAUAAUCGAAGUAAAAGCAAAGCGUAAAAUAAUAAAAACCACUUCAAUAUAUCAACAGGCAAUUGCCAUUGAUUAACCAUUCUAAAAGUUUGCAAAGCACACAGAAAAAUUGCAAAAAGUCAGUGAAGUGUUAAAAAACAACAAUAAAUAUUUGUAAAUGCAUACAUUUAAAUGUGCAUGAUUGUUUAUACCUACAUACACACACACAUACGUACAUAGCACUUGCGAAAUAAAUUGCUACGCUUGAACAAAAGAACUGAGUUGGCGUCUGGACUAUGUUGUUGUUGCGCGUAUGCUUUCACGCCUCGAAUUAAUCCCAUCAGCCCCCGUUGUGGCGAGACUGAGAAUUGAAUCCUUACAGCGUGCUUGGAUUAUGCUGUAUAUUGUAUACUUAUUAUAGAAACCUCACACUAUUUGCAUAGGACCCAGUCCUAUCCCCUGCCGAGCAAUAAUAGGAAUAAUGCUCAAGCUGUUCGUGUUGCCAAUAAUAACGAUAUGUCUAUUAUUAACGAGCGUUAACUCAGGUGUGCCUAUUGGAACUGGUGGCCCAUCGCUGAUAUUUGAAAACAAAGACGCGCUGCUAACCUGCGUGGUCUCCGAAAACUCAGGCAACAACACAGUAAUAUGGAAGAAGGGUGACGAGAUUUUAACGGCUGGCACGGUGCGUGUUACCAAGGAUCACCGUGUUAGGGUGUUACACGAUGAAAAUCCCAGGGGGAGUAAUCCGAACGUGGGUGGGGAGGUGUGGGUGUUGCUGAUAAAGGGCCUUAAAGGAAGUGAUUCGGGUGCCUACAUUUGCGAGUUAAACUCCGAUCCCGUAUUACGUAGUAUUCACAUACUAACAGUUAAGGAGCUCUCAACUGCAACUGGCCUGCAGGCCAAUGCCUCAGAUCCAGUGCCAGCUGAAUCUACCGAUGUUUUUCUGUUGCCACCGCCACUCAACGCGCAGGACAAUCGCAGCUUUUGGCGCCCGAGUCAGUCUCCGCCGCAGCUGACUCAUGAUUUUACAGAGUGCUGUGAGCGUGCGAAUGUCUCCGCUCAGUGCAUGGGCUUCUGCAACUUGCACAACAUCUUAGAUGGCACCACAGGCAUCGAUCCCGAGGCCUGCGAGAGGGACUUUCCGAGCAUAGUGAGGUGCAUGGCCGACGGCCGUAACCACGUGCCGUGCUGUGUGGAGAAGCAAAUACCGGAUCUGUGCCAGGAUAUGUGUCGUGGCGAAUAUACACCAUUCACCGAUCAACUCAAGACCCGGGUUUCAUGCGUGCAGCACACCCUGACUGGGCUGCAGUGCAUUCUCAAGGGCAUUCAGCUGAUACCCAGUACGCCCACGCGAGUCUCGAUAGAUAAUGUGCGAGAAACAAGUGUUAACAUAAGCUGGGCUCCACCGCAAAAGCUGGACGACCAAGUCUCCUACUAUACUGUGAACCUGACCGUCUUGCACAGCUUCGACGAAGAUGAGCUGAGUGGCGAGUCUAAGCACCAGGUGCAGGGCGCUUCCGCUACGGAGGAGACAAUGUUGUACAAUGUGACGGCCAAUCAGACAUUUCUUUCGCUCAACAAGCUGACGCCUCUCACUAUGUAUGCUGUCAUAGUGACGGCCGUCAACGAGUUCGGUGCGAGUUUGCCAAAUGAGCGUCUGCGUUUCUUUACGCACACAAGCGCAUCAGUGGUCGAGUCCCAGGCGGGCAGUCCGGAUAAGCAGGUGAUGCCCACCCUGCCGGACAUACGCAGUUGCUGCGAGUCCAGUGGGAUGACUCACCGCCUGUGCAUGGAUAAGAUGUGCGAUCCGCAAAAGACGGACUUGGCUACGCUGCCAGACCUAAUGGUUUGUGCGCCAUGGUCGAACAUCACCUUCAGUUGCUUGGCCAAUAACAUUGAUCAUACGCCCUGUUGCAGGGCCCGCGGCAUACCCUCCGCAUGUUUCCCGAUAUGUGCUGGGAAGUUGACGUCGCUAGACUUCAGCUUGUUUAAGUGCCUGCGCUUUAUGUCUGAGUAUAGCAGCUGUCUCUAUCAAGGCUACGGCGUGCUGGCUGAUCCUCCCUCUAAGCUGCGCACAGUUGCUAAAACGGACAACUUUGUCAUUCUGGACUGGAAUAACCCGAAGCGACUCGGCGAGUCUGUAAACACCUAUCACGUUAAGUUCCGACGUCUCGGCGUUGGCGACGACUAUCUAACUGUGGAAAAGCGUCAGCCGCCACUCAUUCUUGAAGGCCUGGAGCCGGACAUCUAUUACGAGUUCUAUGUGGUAUCAAUUAAUGCGUACGGAAAAAGCGAGCCCUCCCCACGUCUUAUCACCCGGACCCUCCCAGCCGAGCUGGCCACAGUCCCCGCUGCCAAAUACAACAUGUCGACGUGCUGCAAGGCUUCAGGACUGCUGCCACAGUGUGCCCCGCUUUGUUCGUACAACAUACGGCUGUCAGACAUUGAAAAUCUCGGUCCGGCAUGCCGUGCCCAAAUGCCUAUACUGGCGCGCUGUGCAGCCGGCGGACGUGACCACAGCCCUUGCUGCAGUCGACGCAGCGUUAUAAACGCAUGCAUGCCACUUUGCCGUGGCGUCAUGCCACUGGCGCUGACCACCAAAUCGACAGCAGGAGCAGUCGCUGCUGUCGGCAGCAUGUCUUCAUCGACUGCCUCCACAUGGGCAAGUAAUAUGCCCGACUGCUUGUCGUACGCUGGCAACAUUUUGCAAUGCUUCGAGGAAGGCACAAAUAACAUACCAGGGCCACCAGAAGAUGUCCAUGCAACAGCGAUUACCAGCAGAAGCAUAAGCAUAGCCUGGACGCCGCCCAACGUGGACCCCGCCGCUCCCCAUCACAGUGACACGGCAACUGGCGAUGAGAUUGAAGCUGCCGCAAGCGCUGUGGCUGGCGAUGUUGCAUCAGCAGCAGACACCUCCCAGUCGCGCUCCUCGGCCGUGAGCGACGCUGCUGACGCUAACGAUGCUAAUGAUGCCAUUGAGUUCGUAGUUCAAUAUGGCAGAGUCAAUAACAUGACCAUCUACGAGACGGUUGCCAAAUUGGAGAAUGAAUUGACGACGAACGAGACUAGCAUAGAUCUGACCAACUUGGAUGAAAAUGCCUUAUACCGCAUUAUGGUUGUGGCGCGUGGAAAAUUUGGCACAUCGCUGCCGGCAUCGAUGUUGCUUGUAAAUACGAGUGCUGCUGGCGAAAAAGCAUUGUAUCCAAACGAUACGUGGGGCGCACCGUCUCCGCCCCACUCGCUGACAGUGCUCACGCAUAGCGCGACUUGGAUGCAGAUAACCUGGCAACCGCCUGAGUACUCGCAUCCGCACGAACGGAUCACAUACAGAGUCUACCAUAAGACGAUGAACUCUGCUGACUUUACCAAGAUCGAGACGAAGUUGGCCUGGCUGCGAAUAACGAAUCUAAAGCCCAGCUCCCAGCAUGUGCUCUAUGUGGAGGCGGUAGGCGAGCGGGCUACCUCGCUGCCCUCAGAGACCCUUGUGGCGUGGACAGAUCCGGCGCUGCCAGCCUUCGUAGAUCCCCCAACUGUACAUCCGGCGGACAAUAUACCCGAGGGCGGAUCGAUGACAAUUCUGUGCCUAGCUCUGGGCAACCCAGCCCCCACCAUAUCCCUGUACGUCGGGGGGCACCUAGUGCGACAGGACACUUCCCGGCAUAUGGUGACAGUCAUUCACAAUGUUUCCGCGGACAUGGAGCACGUUUCCUGUUACGCGGACAACGGCUACGGUGUGCCCAUGCAAGCCACGCGACGCGUCAAUAUUUGCUAUCCGCCCAAGAUACAGGCGGCUGGCAUCACUGUCGCCUCUAUUGGUGAUGAGGUAGAGCUGCGCUGCACGGUUGACUCAAAGCCCACGCCCAAGACCAUCUUCUGGCGCGAUCAUGACGGACGUGUGCCCGUGCCACAGGGAGGAAACUAUUUCGUGUCCGUCACGAAUGUGUCAACCAUUUAUACGAUGGCACUUCGCAUCAGCAAGCUGCAAGCGAACGACGUGGGCGAUUACUUCUGUCAUGCAGAAAAUCCGUUUGGCUCUUCCACUACGCCGGUGUCGGUGCGUAUACGCAACACGCCCAGUCUGCAUCGCAACGUGUCGCAGUGCUGUGCCGCGCAAAACGUUUCGGUGGCCUGUCGGGAUGCAUGCACCUACUACGUGGACUUUGACGCCAUAGCCAACCGGCCCGAAUGCAUCGUCGACUUUGACAAGCUGAUGAAGUGCGCCGCCGAUGGGUCGGAUCACAGAUCAUGCUGCGCAGAUGAGCAGGUACCACGCAAGUGCUUGAACUGGUGUCGCGGCGAGUCGGUGCGCUCCAAGGAGAUCUGCAGCCUCCAGUACUCGAGGACCAUCAUUGGCUGCUUUGAGAAGAAUCGGGACCGCCUCCCGGGACCCCCAGAGAACAUUGUCGUCAGCGUGCUGUCGGACAACGCGGUGAACAUUAAAUGGGAUGCUCCAACAAAGAAUCCAAAUGCCGUCGACGGCUAUAGAAUAUAUUACCAUGAGGCCGCCGUGCUGCCGCCAUCGUCGGCGGCGCAGCCAAACGAAUCUUCGAUGGAGCCUGCCCUGGAUACAGUGGCCUCCAUGAAUAAUGCAACAAGUAUAGGCAACAGCAAUGGCAACAACAACAACAACAACCUGGCCAUAGCGGGCGCCGUGGAAAUUCAACGCAUCGACGUAAAGGACACAACAAUAAGCAUUAAUGGUCUGAAGAAGGACGUGCUCUAUGAGCUGGUGGUAAAAGCUGGCAAUACAUACGGUGCCAGUGUACUUACCGAUCCGAUUAGGUUCACCCUGGGCGAACAGCAGGUGACCUCGGCGACCAGCAGCUACUCGAGCGCCGUGGGCACUAUAAGCGGCAUCGUAGCGAGCAUUUUGGCUAUCCUCUUGGCGGUGGCCGCCAUUGUGUUCUAUCGGCGCCACCGCUGUCACCAUGGGAAGGCAGUCAACGGCAAUGUUGCCUUCGAGAAUCCCACGUACACACGGGGCUUGGAGCAGGUGCAGUUGCCAACUGUGACAUCGGCCAUCACAACAACACAGAAUGGAAACAAUCACACGCAUGGCAGCAACAGCAACAGCAACAGCAACGGCAAUGGCAACAGCAGCAGCAGCAGCAGCGGUGUCGGCGCACACACUGGCAGCAGCAGCAACAGUCACAAUCACAAUAGCAAUGCAGCCACAAUGACGACAUCCACAUCCACAGCCACGACGCUUGAUACGGGGAGCAUAGUGAAUGGGAACAGGCAUCAGCAGCAGCAGCAGCAGCUGCGAAAUGGCCGCGGUGUUACAGAUGCGGCCCAUCAUUUUCACAACCCGCUUAGUAAUACGCAGUGCAAUGAAGUAAAUCCCUCAAUUUAUGAAGAGCUCAAACUCGGGCAAGAAGGUGCUGGAUUUAAGAAACUUGUGCCAUAAAUGACACAACACACUCAUACUCACACGCACACUCACACAUAAAUGAGAAGCGCUAACAACGCCUACAAGAACCGAAACUGAAAUACCAACAUCUCAAGUUUAGCUAGUUAGCUUACAUAUAUACAUAUUAUGUAUGUGUGUACGCGUGUACAUAUGUAGCUACUUAUGUACAUACUCACAUUCGUAUAGACAUACAUGCUACAAUGUAGUCCGCACAAUCGCAAUAUGUAGACAUAGGCCCGUGUAAACAGCGCGAAGCGCAACCCCAACCUCACACAGAUACGCACAUUCCUUAUAGAUAGAAACACCCACACGCCCACACACAACACACACGCACAUACUCGUACACACGCUGGCAUCCAUUCAGUAUGCACUGUGAAAGAUAAAUGGGUAUUAUUGCGUACAAAAUGAUUGCUAAGAUUUGGUUAGUGUAAAGUAAUAAAUUUGUAGUAUGUAACUGUGAUUGAAAAUUAUGUAAAAUAAAUGUAAUUGGUAACAGA
Molecule: messenger RNA, 6130 nt
Organism: Drosophila mojavensis
Lineage: Eukaryota; Metazoa; Arthropoda; Insecta; Diptera; Drosophilidae
Product: Ig-like and fibronectin type-III domain-containing protein 2
Exons: 18
Coding region: 705-5630 (1641 amino acids)
Molecular function (GO): protein binding
Source: RefSeq, a predicted model, not a curated record